Messenger RNA from Conger conger (European conger), 8667 nucleotides. RefSeq names its product GTPase activating protein and VPS9 domains 1 (gene gapvd1). The coding region runs from base 192 to 4634 and encodes 1480 amino acids. Gene Ontology annotation, cellular component: endocytic vesicle; cytosol. Gene Ontology annotation, biological process: vesicle-mediated transport; regulation of GTPase activity. Gene Ontology annotation, molecular function: guanyl-nucleotide exchange factor activity; small GTPase binding. The transcript is spliced from 29 exons. The record is from RefSeq and is a predicted model, not a curated record. Lineage: Eukaryota; Metazoa; Chordata; Actinopteri; Anguilliformes; Congridae.
CGGGGUAGGUUUGCAAAAGGGAGGUAGCUAGCUCGCUAGCUGUCUUUAGGUGACAAGACUGAGGGGAAAGCAGAAAAUACUCAAGUAGCAAGCUCGCUGGCUAUAUCAUAAAGACGUACGAACAAACCCAACCAGAAAGACCCAUUUCGGAAGUGUAUUCAUCCCUGUCCAGUCGGGUCCAGCUGGAGAAGAUGGUGAAGCCGGACGUUCACACGCUGGCCCACCACCUGAAGCAGGAGCGGCUCUACGUGGCCUCGGAGAAGCAGCUGAUCCAGAGGCUGAACGCAGAGGUCCUGAAGACGGCCGAGAAGCUCUACCGGGCCGCCUGGAUCGCCAAGCAGCAGCGGAUCAACCUGGACCGCCUCAUCCUCACCAGUGCGGAGGCGUCCCCAGCAGAAUGCUGCCAGCACGCCGGGGUGCUGGAGGACACGCAGUUUGUCGACGGCUACAAGACGCUGGGCUUCCAGGAGAGCGUGUAUGGGGAGUUCCUGAGCCGGCUGAGGGAGAACCCGCGGCUGGUGGCCUCCUGCCUGGUGGCGGGGCAGCGGCUGAACCAGGAGCCCGCACAGGGCGUGGUGCACAGCGUCUUCACCUCGCUCUAUGGGAACUGCAUCAUGCCUGAGGACGAGAGCUACCUGCUGCAGGUGCUGCGGUACCUGAUCGAGUUCGAGCUGAAGGAGAGCGACAACCCCCGCCGUCUCCUCCGCCGGGGCACGUGCGCCUUCAGCGUCCUGUUCCGCCUCUUCACCGAGGGCCUGUACGCCGCCAAGCUCUUCCUCACCGCCACCCUCCACGAGCCCAUCAUGCACCUGCUGGUGGAGGACGAGGACCACCUGGAGACGGACCCGGCCAAACUGACCGAGCGCUACACCCCGGCCCAGCAGGAGCGCCUCUUCGGGGAGAAGGGCUCGGAGGGCUACCGCCGCAAGGUGCAGGCGGCCGUGGAGGUCAACGAGGCCAAGCUGGUGAGCCUGGUCAACAAGUUCAUCGGCUCGCUGCGGCAGAACACCUACUGCUUCCCGCACGGGCUGCGCUGGGUGGUGUCGCAGAUGUACCGGACGCUGUCGCGGGUGGAGCGGCUGGAGGUGGCCGAGGUGCGGAGCAUGUGCACCCACCUGCUGCUCACCUGCUUCAUCUGCCCCGCCGUGGUCAACCCCGAGCAGUACGGCAUCAUCUCCGACGCGCCCGUCAACGAGGUGGCCCGCUUCAACCUCAUGCAGGUGGGGCAGUUGCUUCAGCAGUUGGCCAUGGCAGAUGCUGAUGAAGCAGAUCCUCGUCGGAAGAGCGGCCUGUCCAAGUUUGAUAAAAGCUGUGUGGCUGCCUUCCUGGACGUGGUGAUUGGUGGAAGGGCUGUGGAGACCCCGCCCAUGUCCACGAUGAACCUGCUUGAGGGCCUGAACCGGACAGUUGUGUACAUGACGCACAACCAGCUGCUCGCUCUGGUGGAGUUUGUGCGGAGCGUGAUGACGGGGGACCAGCUGUCUGAGGAGGAACGCCUAGCCCUGGAGACUCUUCUGGCCACUAUCCCACAAUCCCACGCGGUGAAGAGCAACAGCCUGGAGCUGACCCCCUCCAACACCCCACAGCUCUCCCCGGCCACCACCCCCGCCAACAAGAAGAACCGCCUGCCCAUAGGGCAACAGAUAGCGGCCAUCACCUCCUGGGACCCCUCCUCUGCCACCCUGUCUGCACACAUCCCCUUAGUCACCCCUUUCGCAGCCUCUCGUAGCCGUAGCCGUUCCAACAUUGCCCAGGAGGGGGAGCCAGAGGUCAGCUCCCAGGAGUCCAUACAGGAAGUGGUGCCGGAGGAAGUUCUGGUCAUAUCUUUGGGGACUGCCCCUCAGAUAGUUCCUGGGAUGAUGUCAGAGAACGUGGUCCUGCAGAUGACCGACGGUGCACAGGGCGACGCCCCGGCAGAUGACACCAAGCUCCACGGCAAACCGGACAAAACGCUGCGCUUCUCCCUCUGCAGCGACAACCUGGAGGGCAUCUCUGAAGGUCCGUCCAAUCGCUCGAACUCCGUGUCGUCCCUGGACCUGGAGGGCGAAUCGGUGUCGGAGCUGGGGGCGGGGCCGUCCGGGAGUAACGGCGUGGAGGCUCUCCAGCUGCUGGAGCACGAGCAAGCCACCACUCAGGACAACCUGGACGACAAGCUGCGAAAGUUUGAGAUCCGGGACAUGAUGGGCCUGACGGACGACCGCGACAUCUCGGAGACGGUGAGCGAGACGUGGAGCACGGACGUGCUGGGCAGCGACUUCGACCCCAACGUGGAUGAGGACCGCCUGCAGGAGAUCGCUGGGGCGACGGUGGAGAGCAUGCUGGGUAGCCUGCUCUGCCUCCCCGGCUCGGGACCGCUGCUGCUGGACCCCUACGGCUCCACCAUCUCAGAGACCACCAGCGAGGCCUGGAGCGUGGAAGUGCUGCCCAGCGACUCAGACCGUGUGUUUUGGCCCCCAGAGGCCCCGGACCUGAAGCAGGAGGAGCGUCUGCAGGAGCUGGAGAGCUGCUCUGGGGUGGGCAGCACCUCAGACGACACGGAGGUCAGGGAGGUCAGCUCCCGCCCCAGCACCCCCGGCCUCAGCGUGGUCUCCGGCAUAAGUGCCACCUCGGAAGACAUCCCCAACAAGAUGGAGGACCUGCGGUCGGAGUGCAGCUCGGACUUCGGGGGGAAGGACUCGGUGACCAGUCCAGAUGGGGACGAGUCGGCUCACGGAGGGCACCACUUGACGUCUCCCCCAUCCCAGGCCGAGUCCCUGCUGGCCAUGUUUGAUCCCCUGUCUUCCGGAGAAGGUUCCUCCACGGGCACCAUCGUGAGGCCCAAGGUGCACUGCACCCGGCCACCCCACCCUCCCCCGGACCCCCCUGUGUCAGAGGCGCGGCACUCCCUGUUCGGGCUGCACGGCCUGGCUCAGGCCGAGCGCCACUCCUACCCCGACCGGCUGGUGCGCAGCCGCAGCUCUGACAUCGUCUGCGCCGGCCGCCGGCCCACCAGCGACCCCGGCCUCAACCGCCGGGCCGCCGCCACCGAGGAGCGCGAGCCUGCCUCCGGCUUCUCCCUGGGACCCUCGUCCUCGCCCAGCAAGGACUCGCUGAAAGGAGACGAGGAGAGGAAAGACAGCGAUGAUGAGAAGUCCGAUCGCAACAGACCCUGGUGGAAAAAACGCUUUGUUUCGGCCAUACCAAAAGUGCUGUACUGGACUGCUGAAAGCGAAGGACCAGCUCCGAUGGCGGCGUUCCGGAAAAAGGACAAGCUGGAGAAGGACGACGUGCUGUCCGAGCGCGUCCCUCAAGACGACCCUCUACCCAGACACAACACGCAGGACCAGGCGGCUGAAGAUAUCCUGGACAAGUACAGGAACAUCAAACGCACCAGCCCCAGUGAGAGAGGCACCGCCACAUCGUAUGACAGCCAGGAGGCCUGUGGAGCAGAAGGAGAAAGUGUUCACGACUCUCCCAGAGAGGAGGUUCUACAGAACAUCUCCACAGACGACCUGCCCGACUCAGCCAGCCAGACAGCCCAACCUCAGGACUCCAAGUUCUCAUUCAGUGAUGCAAAGAAGAAGUUGAGACUAGCCCUGUGCUCUGCGGACUCUGUGGUCUGUCCCAUCACGUUCCCGGCCUCUACCCGAAACGGCCUGCCUGACCACGGCGACCAUGAAGACAACGAGAUCGUGUGCUUCCUGAAGGUGCAGCUGGCGGAAGCCAUCAACCUGCAGGACAAGAGCCAGAUGGCGCAGAUCCAGGAGACCACGCGCUGCGUCAGCCGCUUCGACGGCCGCACCUGCAGGAAGCUGCUGGCGGCUAUCGCCGAGGACUACAGGAAGCGGGCUCCCUACAUCGCGUACCUGACCAGGUGUCGGCAGGGCCUGCAGACCUCCCAGGCCCACCUGGAGCGCCUGCUGCAGAGGGUGCUGAGGGACAAGGAGGUGGCCAACCGCUACUUCACUACCGUCUGCGUCCGGCUGCUGCUCGAACACAUGGAGGCCAAGAUGCAGGGCUUCAUCAGAGCGUUCCAGGGCUGCACGGCAGCCGACGACAAGACCGCGUCGGUGGAGGACUUCCUGCGCUACCUCUACGGCGCCAUGGCCCACGAUGCCAUCUGGCAGUACGCCAGCGAGGAGCAGCUUCAGGACGCGCAGAUGGCCAUCGAGCGCAGCGUCAUGAACCGCAUCUUCAAGCUCGCCUUCUACCCCAACCAGGACGGAGACAUCCUGAGAGACCAGGUCUUACAGGAACACAUUCAGCGCCUCUCCAAAGUGGUGACAGCCAAUCACAAAGCUCUUCAGAUUCCAGAGGUGUACUUAAAGGAGGCUCCGUGGCCGUCUGCGCAGUCAGAGAUUCGGACCAUCAGCGCAUAUAAGACGCCGCGGGACAAGGUGCAGUGCAUCCUGCGCAUGUGCUCCACCAUCAUGAACCUGCUGAGCCUGGCCAACGAGGACUCUGUGCCCGGAGCCGACGACUUUGUGCCCGUGCUCGUGUUCGUGCUCAUAAAGGCAAACCCGCCCUGCCUGCUGUCCACCAUCCAGUACAUCAAUAAUUUCUACGCCAGUCGGCUGAGUGGGGAGGAGUGCUAUUGGUGGAUGCAGUUCACCGCAGCGGUGGAAUUCAUUAAGACCAUCGACGACCGCAAGUGAUGCAGAACUGCCACCUGUACGGGCCACCGCCCAGCCAACUGCUCUGGGACCGCGCCCACAUCUCCCCCCCCCCCCCCCCCGCUCACGCCCACGUCUCCCCCCCCUCCCCCCCCCCCCGCUCACGCCUGCUCCCCGUUUGUCACUCUGUAUUGUAUAGCUGUACAUAGAGUAAGAGACAUUUUAGUAUCAAAGAGUAUAUCGUAAUAACAAAAGCAAGGAGGAAAAAGUUGGUUUUACAAGGAACAACCUUGAGCGACUAAAUUGCCCCCCUCUCUCUCCGCCUCUCUUUUUCUGUCUUUUUUUUUUCUUUCUCUCUCUCGGUGAGGGGUUUGGGUGCUCUAUAUCUAAACAGGAUCAUGAAUAUGAUUUAAAAUUUAAUAUUUAAUCCAAUUUAAAAAGAAGGGACCAGAAUUCUUCAGGCUGUUUGUGGGUUCCCUUCCUUCCUGGAAGCCCCUACAGGACACUGCCUACAAGCACUAAGCGUUCUCCUUCCCCAGACACGCAGACCACGGAUGGAAGCAGCCAGAAUAUCCACCUGUGAAACAGAGAGGGUACAGGCUCUCCAGCCAGAUCAAAUGCGUAGGGUUCACUACUUCUGGUUUGUUCACAGAGUAGGUCGCGCUAAACGACGACCACGUUGUGUUUUCAAGUGACCGGUUCUUUUACUCAAAUCACCCGGGAAGCACACGCCAGUCAUUUCUGUUUUAUGGAACAUAACGAGCUGAAAAAAAGAAAACCUUCCCGACUGGACAAAAAACGGCCCCUUGUCUUUAGAUCUAUCUGUAUAUGUUAUUUAAUGCUGUCUGUUUAAUGCUUUAUUGAUAUUUUCCUUUGUCUGGAAAAACACAUUAAAAUGUUACUGCUUGUAUUAAGAUACUGGGCAGAAUGAUGUUAAAGAGGCUGAAUUGAAAACAAAACUAGAGACUGGAUGAGGUGAGCUAUAAGAAGAAAAAUCCCGUUGCCAGAUAGAUCAUCCUAACAAUUUUUAGUGGGUUAGAAGUAUCUUGUGCACAUGAGAAACGGCUUCAUCGGGUUGCUCUGAACAGUCAGCAUUGCGGAUUCGGUGCCUUGCUGGAGAAGGAUUGAGUGCCAGGCUGGUGUGCGGAGAAAGUUCCGGCAGUAGAGGAUGAAAGAUGCCGGCCUUGUUCUCUCGGUGUCUGAAGAAAGCGGCUCCGGGUGCUUUCGUCGGUUCGUAGCACACCACCGGCGGUUUGCUACGUUGCCCUCGUUUUGUCCGCUUCAUGGUUUUUACCCCAUUUAGUUUCCGUAGGUCUGUGUUGGAUUUUCUGGUCAGGCCUUUGCUCGCACACAAAGCGUGCCUCGAGCGUGGACCGUGUCCGUGACCGAACCCUCCCCUGCCAUACCCGCAACCCUGUCAUUGAGGCUACCUCACGAGAACAAAAUCCUUCUGAACAUUGGGAAUCUCAGCUUUUGGCCUAGUUCAUGAAUAUGAAUGUAUAGUUUGUAUUAUAGACUUUAUUUAUUGUUCUGUUUUUUUGGGCAGAGGGACUGGGCUGAGGUGUAUGACUGAGUGGAGUGGCGUGGCGUGAGCGUUAGAAGUAGACUGUGGGCGGGCAAUGGUGCUCUCUUCUGGAGAACACAGAAAGCAGGUCAUGACCUGUGUUAGAGUACUUUUGAGCAUCUUGUCAGAUUAACUUGAGACCCCAGGCACCCUGUUACAAGGCUGAAAAACAAAUCUUCCUUUUCUUUUUCCAAGUUCGUUGCUGGCCCUGGGCACUGCAAAUCCGAAUCCAUCAAUUUGGCUUGUAUCCUAAAAGCCGCAUUUUACUUGGCUCUGUCGUGCUGGUCAUUUGGUCCAAAGGAGCUGUGUGUCUUUACAACAUCUUUGUAAUUUGCUCACGAACAAUAGAAUUGCAAAAUUGUAUAAUUGCACCCAUAAUAUCCAGGAUGUAAGUACAUCAAUGCGAAAAACAAAAGCGGGGAGAAAAAAAAUGCAGUUGGUCCGUUUAAGUCUACCUCCUUACAACUUAAAGAAAGGGACUGUUAAAAUUGGUUGUACACUGUUGUUUCUGUUGUAUUUCUCUAUUUUUAAAGAAGGGAUGGGAUUCUGUAUUUCUUUUUCUUCUUCCCCAGUCCUUUAAAAGUCGAAAGUGUAGGGCUGCUCAGCCAAACACAAAAAAAUGGCAGCCAUCCAUGUUCUAGUUGCAGCUAUUAAAAGGCAAGAACGCAAUUUCCAAUGUUAAAAUAAUGCACUUUGCUACUCGCUUAUGGAUUGUAUGUCUAUAGAUGUAUUUUCUAAGCAGUUUCCCCAUUUUAUAUUUAAUCAAAAUAUUACAGAAAAGCCAAUAAAAUAUCCAAACACUGUGACUGUUAACUGACAGUGACUUGUGUGUGAGGGUUUUUCAAGAUGGUGACCCUCUGCUGGUCAUACACUGGUCAAUAACUUCAAAGUUCGGAGAGAUCAUUCACAAGUGGCAAUGCCUUGUGGGCAGCUCUGGCCAAACAAAUAUUAAUUCGCUUCACUGGCUAGUGACACAGUCCACAUUAAAAUACAUAAAGUACAUCUCACCCGCCAGUUGGCUGUGCAGUUGCCGGUCUGGUUGUUCACCAAACGGUAAUUAGUUGACCCUUUGCUAUGACAUGUCUUUUUUGCUUUGUUUUGGUUAUUAUUAACGCAAUGACUCUGUGAAACUACAUUCCCAAGGGCAACCCCUUACUGAGCAGGACACUACGGUGGGCAGCUGAGACCGAACGCUGUCUAUUUUGAACCGAAUGAGUUGGACUUUCUCCGCACCUGGAAGAGCGAAGAGUUUUCCUCCACGACUCUUUGUCCAUUCACUACCUUCUUUUCUCAAUGAAGACAUAUCAAAAACCUAUGCCAAAUUUAGCUUUUCUGUUUUUUAUUUUCUAGAUUUUAUUGUUUUUAAAGGUAUGUACGCGCCAAGAAGUAAAUUGUCAUGCCUAUUUCACGCUGAAUGUCGAAGCUUUAAUCUACGCUUUCUUGGAUUGCCUGCAGAUUUAUCCGAGAUACUGGUAGAAAGAAGAAAAAUAAAUUGUGAUGAUUACCUUCCACUGGGAUAAACAGUAAUGGCUCUGAGCUCAAGGCAAGCAUAUCAGUUGAUCAGUGUGCAUUUUUCGACUAAUAGGUGCUUAGCCGUGAGAUACUCAUAUUAAAGCAUAGCGCCUGUGACAUUAACAGUAGUAUCAUAGAUUCAGGCAAUUAGAUGCGUUAGCUUUCAUUCUGACCUGUCUUGCUUCUUUUUUUUUUUUUAUUCCUUCUUCCAUCGAUGUAAAUCGGAAAUAGCUACAAAAAAGAUGGACAUGCCAAUGUGAAUACCUUCAGAUGCUUAUUUUCAGAUGUUGUACUUAGGGUUUAGGAAGGGGGCCUGUUUGAAAACAGAAUUUUCAAUGAAACCCUCACUGUAGAAGAUAACAAUUCAAGUGAUAGACUCCAGAAUCCAUUCCAUGGUAAAAAAAAAAAAAAAAAAAAAUGAAUGUCUUUUCACAGGCAUUUAAACACUGUCUUAUAUCUUAUAUGCAUCAUUCAGAGAAUGUUGACCUCUUAACUGAUCACCAAAGUGAAACUGGAGCAAUCACACGUGUAUAAUCUGGAUUCAGUCUGGUUCUGUAAUGAGUUGUGUUUCCUGUCAAAGGUUUCCAGACUUCCUGCCCUUAGCUGUCAGUAGUUUGACCCUUGUAAAAGCAUUGCUACUGCAUCCUAAACAAUGUCUAAGCCUAAUUCAGACACAUUGUGGAUAAAUUUAUGUUCUGAUAAAGUGCUCAUGCAUUCUAAGGCCCAUUGAAGAAGACUUGUCCAAUCCGUAUUGAAACCUGUUUAUGUGUACAAUAGUGUGAAUACUGGCCUCGGUAGUUUGCCCCUAAAUUUUGGUGCCAGUCUGGAGUGAAAAUUCAGCGGUCUGUCUGUCUACUCUAUGGGAUAGACAAGAUGGACGACAAGCAAAUGAACAUGAACAAACUUGCACAAUGUGGCAUAGGUGGGGGGGAGGGGUGUUCUGUCUUUAAUGUGAUUAAUGUAUUAUAUUAUUCUAUAAAAAAAUUAAUUAAAAACGAA